AUGACACUCAACCCUCCGGCCGAACCGCGGCCUCCUCCACCACGACGGCCUCCCGAAGUCCAUCGGCCUUCUUUCGAUCGCUCCUCGACCAAAGUCAUUCCUCCGCAUGAUAGAAGAGUCCUGGGUCUACAGAGGCACAUUGUACAGCCUGGAGAUGACCGUCCUGCGAAAAGGCGCAAGGUCGAAGGAGAUGGGUUCACCGGCCAAACAUCCAGCACCGGUGAUGGGUCCCCAACAUCCCAAAGCCCCGAGUUGGCGCCCACUACAAAGGGGUACAAUCUGCGCUUGCUCAAACCAUCGACAUUGGACCUCGGCGGGCCCCGGAGAGACGACCAGACUGAGGAGGCGAAAUGCGUGGACGCCGAACUGCCCGACCUCCCAACACGUCCAUGGCACCACGCGCAGUCGUCCAAGGUCACCGAAGACCCCAAGCCAACUCACCGGCUACGCGUGAAGAUCCCCGUUCCAACGACGCCUGACUCGCUGCAAAUUCCUUCAUCGGCGCCCUACAUUGUCCCUAAGAAGCCCGCCGGCUUCUUCCCGUGGACAGGCAAACAUCCUGAGGAUGUCCUCAACGAUGUCAAUGUCAAGCAAGGGUUCUUCGAUAAGCCGCCAAACCCACUAGACAAGGAGUUGAAUACUGCACGGGUUCCGCUCUACAACGCAUUGAAACAUAAGUCCGGCGUUGAGAAUCUAUCCAUAUUGUUCUCCCUCAUCCUAGAUCAGAAGAAUCAGCAUGGCCUGAUCAGCUCAGCCUCCACUUUCAGACCGCCACCUCGAGUCACGUUGACUGAGGCCAAACGGAAAUCUUGGAUCGCAGACUUGGCCAACGCCGAGGUUCCGCUUCGGAGACUGAGUCGGACCAUUCCACAGGGUAUAAGAGGGCAGGUACUUCUGGACCUGUGUUUGCGAAGUUGUGUGCCUUUGAACCGUGCAAUCUGGUUCGUGAAAUGUGUCUGCGCCAACGAGAUCCGGACGUUGAAAAGAAAAGGAACCACUCCUGCCGUCGCCGUCGGCGCCGAAAGCAAGUGGCUUCGUGAAUGGACCGUAAGUGUCGAACAAUUUAUAGAGGCGCAUCUGGGACGGGCCAAGCAGCAGGACUGGCGGGCAGAGAUGCAAUAUGCCCUUCGUUUGACCACGCGCCUCUACAUGGAGAAUUUGCUGGACCGGGAUCACUAUUUGGACUGGAUAGUGCGUUCGUUCCACACCACGGACCUACCCCAUGUUCCUUUUUGGCUCAUGGUCAUCCACAUUUUGAAAGACGAUCUAAGUCACUAUCGCCGAAGGGGGAAAAGGCUUGCAGAGGUCUUGAUUGAGAAAUUCCGGCUCGCGAGCAGAUACACUGAUCAAAGCACAUCUUCGGUCCGGCAAAAGCUCUACCACAUGAUCAGGUGGCUACUCCUGUCCCGUCCGAUGAAUUUUGUUAUGCCGGAGACGUGGCCAGAAGUCGUCGAAUCUGUCCGGACGUGCCUUGACAACAGUGUUCAGCAGGAGCGCUACAUUCUGGAUCAGCUCAAUCGUGUCAAUGCAAGGGCUAUGGGCCAUAACAAGGAAGCUUUCACCGCGCAGCGCACUGCUCAUCAAGUGAUUGUGGAAAUCUUGGAUGCUGCACAAGCUCCAUAUGACCUUCCCAGGCUUGCAGAAAAUCUCGACGCAGCAUGUGCUGACUCUCCUCUGCUAAUUUCCACUUGCCUUGAGUGGGCAUGUACACGUUUCCGACAGUCCAAGGCACGCCCUUAUCUAUUCGCCCGCUUGGCCAGACGUUGGCAGCGCGCAGGGCACGACGUUGACAACAUCAUCUUGAAUUAUUUCUCGUCCUGCAGGAAUGGGGACACUACCGCCGAGUGCAAUGCCUUGCAACACCUGGCCGCCCAUCUUUCGCGAUCCGGUCUGUUCCCUCUGAGCAAAUACAUGCAAUGGCUCAUGGUCCGAGGGCUUCCAAAAAGGGGGGAGAUGGAAACGUUAUCGCACUCUAUUCGACGUGGUGCAGGACCUCGUACCCUUGGAGUGGAUGCAGCCUCUAGCCAGCUGUUGCUUCAUGUGUCUUUGCACAAUGUUGAGCCACAUGUCAUCAACCUGCGAAGCUCCAUUUUGCGUGGCUGCGGUUUCGAUCCCGAGGUGGAAGACGAUAUCUUCCAGGACAGUAUCCACUUUAUCGAGCAAAAGCUGAGAAAUCUAGGCUACAGACCGCCCUCCUCGCAUUCAAGUGAACGCGAACCUGCUUUCGGAUUUCUGCCAUGGACCAUCAAGUCCCGUCUCGCCAUGUGGUUGCGAAGGAGCGUUGCUGAGACGGCGAGAGUGAGUAUGGGUGCGCCUGGCGCCCCCAUCGGUGUCCCGCUUCUUGAUUCUCGAAUCUUCAAUGUUGAGCAGUUCGCCUUUAUUUGCAACAUCCUCGAGUGUAUGGAGGAUGUGGCCGUGCUGGCCGAUGUCAUAGGGAUUUUAUGCGGCUCACAAGACGACCACCUGGUCGCAUCUCUCGUUGCAACAAUUCAGUUUCAUGCCGAUACCUUCUCCGCCAUCGGUGCACUGGAGGUGCUGCAAAGGCGGAUAUGCCAGAUUUACAUGAGUUGGCGUAACAUCAGGCCAACAAUGCCGCUUCUGACGUCAACUCUGCUAGAUCUAUGCACCACUUACCCAGUGACAGCGCCAUCAACCAGACUCUUGCAGCAGGACUUCGUUAGAGGCGAUCGGGGACGCGCGGUCGCCGCCUGUUCGCCCUACAGUGAUGGUAUCGCCGAAUCCCUGCAACAGGCUGGGGCGACAUUUGUCGAGGACUUUGAGGCUAUCCUACAAUCCGAACCCAACAUGAACGAACAAACCAUGAACGGACUCUUUGCGGUUCUGGCGGAUCGCAUCGAAAAGCAGCAAAAGUUUGACCACGACACUGAAACGGUGGUCUCAUUCUGCCAGCUGCUGAGCCGGUUGCGAUUAUGCCGAAAAGGUCAGGGGGAUUUCCUGCUCCAUAGAUGGAUAACACGACUCGUGCCGUCUGUCGAUGCCAAGUAUGGGUCUUUGUUGCUUCAAAGCCUCAUUGGCACUGGUUGCAUGACCUUCGCUGGCGUAUUCGGGGCAGACGCCGUCUCCAAUGCAAAACUACGCAGAAGUUCCGCCGUCCGGCUCCUUCUGGAGCACAUCAACGCACCUCCACAGAAUUUGUUGGCUGAUCUCAUCUUCUACCGAACCCGGAGCCGAUGGUUCGAGUACGUCCGACGGGAGGCCAGGGCUGCGUUGGAGUUGCUUUGCGACCUGGGCCUAGAGUCGGCGUUACAUUCGAUGCAGGAGAUUUUGCUGGCCUGCCUCGUCAAAGAUGACACUAUCAGAUCGUCGCCUAUGUCUGAUUCCGCUCAACAAUGGCUGCUCAAGGCACUUGACCGUUUACUCUCCCGUCAAGGUGAUUUAAGUGGCAGUGGAGACAUCAAAACGCUUGUCAGCUCCAUCAACUUCUUCUCUCACCAAUUUGUUCAAUUGAGCUUCUGGCUUACUUCACGAUCUCGGCUGGAGAACGGCGUAUCCCCGGACGAAGAUGAACUUGUGAGGGUCCUCUCCGAAGUGAUUGAACAGAUGCUUCAAAAUCCCGCUGGCAACAAGGAAGCCACCAUGUGGUUUGCGAAGCUGCUCGAAGCGGUCGAGGUCGAUGUCGGAAACCGACUUCGUCAUCAGGUUGAGAACGAGUUUUUGGACGCCUUGCCUAAGUUUCAAUUCAACAAGGGGACCAGCCCAGUGACGGCCAUGUUCUCCAGCGACGUCCACCACCUCUCAUCGAUCAUGGAACGAGCCUAUCUCCUCUGCACCGAGUCCACCAGUCCGACCCCGGGUUUCAUGGUUCAACUAAUUGAUAAGCUUUCCCAACAUCUCAAAGCUUUGGGAGGCAAUCCUUCAGCGGUGAGCGUGCCAGCCUCGACGGGACUUUCUGGAUCCCCCAUGAAUAUGACCCAUCCCCAGACGAUGUCUGUGACGUCGAGCCCGGCAGCAACCAAUUCCGAAGGCGGACAUGGCGUGACCCCGGGAUUGAUCCUGGGUUAUCUCAGCCACAUACUUGAGAUGAUCUGUCUGCAACGCCGGGCACUUGCUACUGCGGGGCACACCGGGACCAAUCUCAAACAAGCGCAGACUGAAGAGGUACAGCUUCUAGUGCGCCUAGCGUUGAUUGCGACUCACCCUGCCAUGACUUCGGCGCCGACAAGCUUGCUCAGCAAGGAAGAUCAGCAGAAGGCGAAGGAAGUCCGGGACUUUACAUUGGAUGUCAUUGCAACCAUUGUCGACGAUGUCAGCGAUGAGGCGAGGAUGAUGAGUGCCAAAUUUCUCAAAGACAAGCUACAGGACGGGCGGAUGAAAUAUUUGUUCGGCAGUAUCAACGUGAUGGGAUCCGCGCAAGUACGCGAUUUGGGCCAGGGACUGCAAAUGGUCAAGGAAGGAAAGGGCGUGCUAGGAGAUUGGCGGCCUCGAGUAUGGGAGGUCUUGGACAAUGGCAGCGGGAAAGAAAGCGAGGCGCCUCUUGGCUUGGGACUUUUUGGAGCCCGGCAUACUACAUGA
This is a messenger RNA of Capronia coronata CBS 617.96, 4533 nucleotides long. RefSeq lists its product as uncharacterized. NCBI's taxonomy places the organism in Eukaryota, Fungi, Ascomycota, Eurotiomycetes, Chaetothyriales, Herpotrichiellaceae. Gene Ontology annotation, molecular function: transcription coregulator activity. Bases 1 to 4533 code for a protein of 1510 amino acids. Gene Ontology annotation, biological process: regulation of transcription by RNA polymerase II. Gene Ontology annotation, cellular component: mediator complex. The record is from RefSeq and is a predicted model, not a curated record. The transcript has a single exon.